This is a messenger RNA of Aspergillus wentii DTO 134E9, 1526 nucleotides long. RefSeq names its product FAD-dependent oxidoreductase. Gene Ontology annotation, molecular function: monooxygenase activity; FAD binding. Lineage: Eukaryota; Fungi; Ascomycota; Eurotiomycetes; Eurotiales; Aspergillaceae. The transcript has a single exon. Bases 463 to 1389 code for a protein of 308 amino acids. The record is from RefSeq and is a predicted model, not a curated record.
UCCCCAUGUAUCAUUAGACUCAUAUUCAAUCUAUCUAUACACUUUCUAUACUUAUCUUACGUUAUAAUAUCGUCUACUGUAAUACCACCAUGCCAGACAUCAAAAAGGUAUACACCUCCUCUCCCUACAUCUAUAUAUCUAACAAGAUAGGUCAUUAUCAUCGGUGCCGGCCCUGCUGGCCUUAUCGCUGCUCUUCGUCUCCACCAAGCCAACCACAUCUCCAACAUCGCCAUCUACGAAAUCCGCAGUGCUCCUUCGACCAUCGGCGGUGCGGUUGGCAUCCCGGCAAACGGGCUUCGUCUCCUCAACCGCUUGGGUAUACUAGAGACCAUCCGUGCCAGAGCAGGCGCCACUCCUUCUAUCGUCCUCCAUUCCAGCCACGGCGAUGAACUCGGUCGUUACUGCAUCACCCCUCCGGAUGAACCCUCCCUCGAGUACAUCCGAAUCAAGCGCGCUGAGCUCAUGGACGUGCUAUACAAAGCCAUCGAGCCACGCCACAUCCCCAUCUACUUUUCCAAGAAACUCGUGCACAUCGAAGAACACUCCUCCAGCAUCACCGUUACCUUCUCCGACGGCACCACCGACACUGCCGACCUCCUCCUCGGCUGCGAUGGCAUCCAUUCCGCCGUGCGAACCACCUAUGUCGACCCAGACACCCACCCCGAAUACAGCGGCAACGCAGGCAUGUUCUGUGUCCUCCCAACUUCCUCCCUCUCCACCGACAACCAAUUCCUUCUCAAGGGAAUGCACAGCACCCUCACCACAGACGGCAUGUUCGCCUGUCUCCCCUGCAAGCCCGACGAAAGCGAACUCUUCUGGUUCUUUAACCGCCAUGUCGCCCUCCCCGACGCAGCCGCCAUCGACUCCCGCGACGGCUGGGUCGAGAAACGCCAGCACGAACUCUCCAACUCCAAAUCAACCAUAUUAUCCCUCAUCUCCGACGCAAAGGGACCGUGGGGCUCGUUCCUGCGAGAUAUCAUAACCGCCACACCCUCAUUAAACUUCUACCCCGUCUACCUCCUUCCACUAGGAAGAACCUGGCGCAAAGGGUCACGGUGCGUGUUACUCGGUGACGCGGCGCACGCUAUGCCCCCUCAUGCGUCGCAGGGCGUCUCCAUGGCGCUGGAGGAUGUCUUCGCUUUAUCCCGCGCGUUAACGCUCGACGUCGACCUGGGCGAAUGCUGGGAUCGAUACGAUCGGGUUCGUCGACCGCGUGUCGAGAGCAUUUAUCAGUGGACCAUGGCGAAUGCGUCGCAUGUCGGAAAGACAGGGUCGUGGGGAUUAUGGAUGAAGGAGAUGGUGGUCAAGUGGGGGUUGGUGUUUUCGAAUUGGUUUGGGAUGUCGACGGAUGAGAGAUUGUCGUAUGAUGUUGACAAGGCUGUGCUUUAGAAUACACAGCGAAGCAGGAGAGCUCUAUAUAGCAUAUUUGGGGCCCGUUAAAUAUACGGUUCUGUAGUGUAAUGGUCAUCACAGUGGAUUCUGAUUCCACUAAUCCCGGUUCGAUCCCGGGCAGGACCUUUUCUUUU